Molecule: messenger RNA, 1855 nt
Organism: Aphanomyces invadans
Lineage: Eukaryota; Oomycota; Saprolegniomycetes; Saprolegniales; Verrucalvaceae
Exons: 6
Coding region: 32-1687 (551 amino acids)
Biological process (GO): intraciliary transport involved in cilium assembly; intraciliary anterograde transport
Cellular component (GO): ciliary basal body; ciliary base; intraciliary transport particle B
Molecular function (GO): protein binding; intraciliary transport particle B binding
Source: RefSeq, a predicted model, not a curated record
CCCCCACUAGGUGGAUCGCGUGGCCGCGACCAUGUACACGGCCAAGCCCAAGGCGACGUUGAAAGUCAAGCAGGAAGCCGCCAAAGUCAAGGUCAAGAAAGGACCGUCCGUGGAAGAAUGUGUUGGCAAACGAGACUUCACGGGCGCCGCCACGAUCCUCGAGUUCAACGUCAAGAGCGAAGACACCAAGCCCGACGACAAACGCAUGCACUUGCUGUGGCUGGCAUAUUGUUACUUUCACCUGGGCCAUUACCAGCGCGCAUUGGACACGUAUGAAGAAGUGCGAGACCCGCCCGAGGACGUGUUUCUCUUCCGCGCGUGCUGCAUGUACUACCUCCAGAUGUACAAGGAAGCGACCAAGGAAGCGUUGAAAGGACCGUCAUCGAAUGUGCUGCAGAACCGCAUCCUGUUUCAUUGUGCGCAUAAACUUGGCGAUGAAGACAAACUCCUCGUGUACCACCAAAAGCUGUCCCAGUGCAAGGAAGACCAGCUGUCGCUCGCCGCGAUUCAUUAUCUGCGCAACCACUUCCAAGAGGCCACAGAUAUCUACAAACGCCUCCUGCUUGAAAACCGCGACGACAUUGCCCUGAACGUGUAUGUCGCCAUGUGCUACUACAAGCUCGAUUACUACGACGUGUCACUCGAGAUCAUGCAAGCGUACUUGCAAGCGUUUCCCGACUCGGUGAUCGCGAUCAAUGUCAAGGCGUGCAACCAGUUCAAGCUGUACAAUGGCAAUGCGGCCAAGGACGAGCUCCGUGUGCUGACGGAAAAAGGCUACAACAUUGAGACCAACGAUCUCGUAACCCACAACAUGGUCGUGUUUGAGGACGGGCAGAACGCGCUGCGCACGCUGCCACAAGUUGUCGAGUCGUUCUCGGAAGCGCGGUUGAACUUGGUAAUUUACUACCUCAAGCACGGCAAAGUCCAAGAAGCGUUCGACCUGAUCAAAGACGUCGAGCCGUCCACGCCGCAGGAAUACAUUUUGAAAGGGGUCGUGCACGCGACAUUGGGGCAGCAAACCAAUUCGCGCCAGCACAUCAAGACGGCACAACAGUACUUUCAACUCGUCGGGAGCUCGCCGACAGAGUGCGAUACCAUUCCAGGACGGCAGUGCAUGGCAUCGUGCUUUUACUUGCUCAAGCAGUUUGAAGACGUCAACAUUUACCUCAACUCGGUCAAACAGUACAUGUACAACGAAGACGACUUCAAUUGGAACUUUGGCAUUUCGCUGUGCAACACAGGCAGUCACGCCGAGGCGCUGGAAACGCUGCUGCGGAUCACCAAGGACGAGUACAAGCACGACUACUGCUACAUUUCGUGGCUGUGCCGGUGCUACAUUUUGAACGCGAACCCGUCCAGCGCGUGGGAUCUUUACCUAAAGCUCGACAACUCGGACGAGUCGUUCAACUUGCUCCAGUUGAUUGCCCACGAUUGCUACAAGAUGGGUGAAUUCUUCUAUGCUGCCAAGGCGUUCGACGUGCUCGAGCGACUGGACCCGGACCCCGAGUACUGGGAAGGCAAGCGCGGGGCAUGCGUGGGGGUGUUUCAGAAGGUUGUGGCGGGCAAGGCGUCCCACGUCGAGCUCGAAGAAGUGUUUGGCAUGCUCAAGACCAACAACAACCCCCAAGUCGAGUACAUUGUUCGCAUCAUGAAAAAGUGGUGCACCGAAAACGGCAUAUCGCUCUAGUGUCGAUAAGCUGCUUUGACUAAGGAUAUGCGUGGAUGCGACGCCGAGAGGCCGAGCUCGUCCUGCAAUUCAUCGCGACAGUCGCGCCGAUCUCACUACCACGUGAUAGUCAACCGAGUGUUCGGCGAGCCAUGGACUUCCGGGUCCAUCGUUUCGGGCAUGUUGAGC